AAGCUCGAAAAAGUGAUCGGGGUCCUUUUUGGACGCUAUUUGGAGAACGAGUUUUCCCAGUGACGUGACGCACCAGUCUGAUUAUGCCCUGCUGUUUCAUCCUUGGUAUGCCACGCGAGACACCCUCUUUUUACCCUAGCCACAAACCAACAACACACUUUAGAAUCGUGCCCAGUGCCGCAAUUCUUCCUCGAAGAGCAGAAAUACUGAGGGGAGUUCCUGUUCUUUUCCGACAGAUAUUCUGGGGGAAACGAAGUCGAUUGACCUUCCGUAGCCUGGUUCCGAUCUUCCGCGAACUGCUUUUGCGUGUCAUGUAGCGUUGAACAUGGCACCUCUGACUCAGCCGUUCGCUCUUGGCUACUCUUUGUGGCGGCGGUCCGAGUUCCACAAGGUUGCGUCCGCUUCAGAUAUGUCUUUUCCCGGCGUCUGUGUGGGUUCCUUUUCUUUACGAACGCGAUGGCAUAAGUCUCUGCAUGGAGCAGGCACUUCAGCUCGUGCCAAAAACGCAGGUUUUGUUUCGCGACUCGUCGACACCAAAUCCAGGGCGGUGGGUUUUCCAGGCUUUCGCUCGUCUCAGAACGCCUGCUUUGACUCCACUUGGUCUUCCACGAGACGGCCGAAUUCUGCGCACUACCACCUGCUGCCCGGGCUGCUCUCCGGCGAUCUGGCUUUUCAUUUCCAGGGAACGCGAGAAGCUCUCUCGUCUUCUCCGCGUCAUCCGAGAACUGAAACGUUUCCCCAGGUUGCCAAUUCCGUGAGAUUUUCUUUCAAACCUCGGUCCGUUCCGCCCCUUGCGCUUCCGCAGUUCUGGCGGCACUUCGCUUCCACGCCGACUGCGCUGAGUUCCCCAGGUGUAUGUAUUCCCGGUGCACCCGAGGGAGAAACGCAACUGGAAGGCAGCGGCGCCGAGAACGGAGCAGAAAAAAGCACGUGGCAACGGCCUGUUCGGCCAAUCCGGAAGUUGCUGGUGGCGAAUCGCGGAGAAAUUGCCGUGCGUGUUCACCGUGCAUGCAAGGAACUCGGAAUCACCAGCGUCGGCAUUUACUCCCAGGAAGAUUCCCAAGCUCUCCACCGUCAAGUCUUCGACGAGAGCUACCUCGUCGGUCGCGGACUCUCUCCAGUAGCCGCGUACCUCCACUAUCCGGACAUCAUCGAUGUCGCGCUGAGACACAACGUCGACGCCAUUCACCCCGGCUAUGGCUUCCUGUCGGAGAACGCAGAGUUCGCGGCGGCUGUGGAGAACGCAGGACUCAUGUUGGUAGGCCCCCCUCCAGAAGUGAUUCGACUGAUGGGGGACAAAGUGGAGGCGAGGUCGAUAGCCGAGAGAGCGAACGUGCAGGCAGUGCCGGGGACGAACGAGCCGGUGACCGACUUUGAAGAAGCCGCCGCAUUCUGUCGACAAAUCGGAUUCCCCGUCAUGCUCAAGGCGGCCUACGGCGGCGGCGGCCGAGGCAUGCGGAGAGUCUUCCGCGAGGAAGAGCUGAAGGAGGCGUUCGAGCGCGCGACCAGCGAAGCGCAGGCGGCGUUUGGAAACGGGGCGAUGUUUGUGGAGAAGUUGGUGCAAAACGGCGUACACAUCGAAGUUCAGAUCAUGGGUGAUCACUUCGGGAACGUCGUGCACCUCCACGAGCGCGACUGCACAGUGCAGCGCAGACAUCAGAAAGUGAUCGAAAUCGCUCCCGCGCCGUUCCUGUCCCCGGCGCUCCGCGAACGCAUUCUGUCCGACGCCGUGCGACUUGCUCGCUUUGUGAGCUACCAGAACGCAGGGACUGUCGAGUUCCUCGUCGAAGGCGACAGACAUUUCUUCAUCGAAGUGAACGCAAGGCUCCAAGUCGAGCACACGGUCUCUGAAGAGGUCACGGGCGUCGACCUUGUCAAGACGCAACUCGCUGUGAGGCAAGGCGCGUCGCUGCCGGCUCUCGGCCUGUCGCAGGAAAGCAUUCUCUCAGCUGUACAGACCGAUCCGCGCACCGGACGCAGAGGCCCUGUCGCCAUUCAGUGCAGAAUCACCACGGAAGACAGCCAGCGAAACUUCCAGCCUUCGACGGGUCGAAUCGACUUGUAUCAACCGUCCACGGGUCCUGGAAUCCGUUUGGACGGAGCCAUUGGAGCCUCAGGCGCAGUGGUGCAACCGUAUUACGACUCUCUGCUCGUGAAACUCGUCGCAAAGGCGCACGAUUUUCCAGAGGCUGUGGCGAGAGCGACGCGCGCGUUGAGAGAGACGAAGAUCCGCGGAGUCACGACAAACAUUCCCUUCAUUCUGAAUGUUCUGCAACACCCGGAAUUCUUGAACGGAACCGCGACGACGCGCUUCAUCGACGAGCACAACGAACUGCUGUUCUACGACCCCCUCGAUAUGUCUUCGCAAAACAUAUGCAAGUACCUGGCGACGGUGAUUGUGAACGGACCACUGACACCGCUGGUGAAUGCAGACGCCUGUCCAGACAAGACGGCCGCGAUUCCACCUCCGCUGCCUUCCUCUGUCGAAAGAGCUGCGAUUCCUGGAGGCGCCGGCAGUAUCGCAGGCGCCCCUGAGGACCUCGAUCUACGCAUCAUGAACGUCGCGUCCGAAGGCGCUCCCAGAGGCUACAAGACUCUGCUUGACGAGGUCGGUCCGGAGGGAUUUGCGCGAGUCAUUCGAACAGAGAAAAGACUUCUCCUCUGCGAUACGACUCUUCGCGACGCCCACCAGUCUCUUCUAGCUACGCGCAUGCGGACGAUCGACAUGCUGAAAGUGGCGCCUUCUUACGCUCACCUUCUUCCCACUCUCUUCUCCUUGGAAAACUGGGGCGGAGCGACGUUUGACGUAGCGUAUCGUUUUCUGCGCGAGUCUCCGUGGCGACGGCUGGAGCUCCUGCGCGAGGCAGUUCCGAACAUUCCCUUUCAAAUGCUUCUGCGAGGAACGAAUGCGGUGGGGUACACAGCCUGCCCGGACAACUCGGUCGAGGCAUUCUGUCGAGAAGCCGUCAAGUACGGGAUGGACAUCUUCCGCGUCUUCGACUCUCUUAACUUCGUGGAGAACUUGAAACUCGGAAUCGAUGCUGCCGGAGCCGCUGGAGGCGUCGUGGAAGCCGCCAUGGCCUACACGGGCAACGUCGCUGACCCUGACCGAAAACCUUACACUCUGGACUACUACCUCGAGCUCGCUUCUCAGCUUGUGGCCACCCACUGCCAUAUUCUUUGCGUCAAGGACAUGGCAGGCUUGUUGACGCCUCCAGCUGCAGACCUUCUCAUCAGCGCUCUGCGGCGCGAAUUCCCUCACAUCCCCAUCCACGUCCACACGCAUGACACUGGCGGAUGUGGCGUCGCUUCCAUGUUGGCAGCAGCCGAGGCCGGCGCAGACAUUGUUGACGUCGCUGUGGACUCUUUGUCGGGUCUGACGUCUCAACCGUGCAUGGGGUCUCUUGUUGCAUCUCUGCAACACACGCCUCUUGACACAGAAAUUGAUCUUAACGUCCUCUCUCAAUUCUCCGACUAUUUUCAGCAGGUUCGACGUUUCUACGCACCGUUCGAAGCAACUGCGACUGUGAAGAACGUGAGCUCGGAAGUUCAUGAACAUGAGAUCCCGGGAGGUCAGUACACAAAUCUCUACAUGCAGGCUUACUCGCUGGGAAUGGCCGACCGAUGGAGAGACAUCAAACGGGCCUACUGCGUCGCAAACCGACUCCUCGGUAACCCCCCAAAGGUGACUCCCAGUUCAAAGGUGGUGGGCGACUUUGCGCAGUUUCUGGUGCAGAACAAGCUGGACGCAGAGACAGUGCUCGCCAGGGCAGAGGAACUUUCCUUCCCUUCUUCGGUGGUCGAGUUCCUUCAGGGACGCAUUGGGCAUCCACCCUUCGGCUUUCCUGAGCCGCUGAGGUCGAAGGUUCUCAGGGGCAUGCAGACCGUGGAGGGUCGCCCUGGCGCAUCUCUCGCCCCCGUCAACUGGAUGGAGAUUCGCGAGAAACUGGAGAGCAAUCACGGUCGGAAGUUCCGCGACUGCGACUUGGUGAGCAGCGUCUUCUAUCCUGCGGUCUUUGACGAAUAUCAGCAAUUCCUGAAAAACUUCGGAGAUGUUUCGAUGCUGCCAACAGCCGCCUACUUCACGGGCCUUCAACCUGGCGAAUCGAUCACUGUCCACAUGGCUGGCCGUGAAGUUACUGUCAAGUACAUCGCGAAAACGCAUGUUCUGCCGGACGGCAGUCGCGACGUCUUCUUUGAAGUCAUGGGGCUUCCCCGCACAGUGAACGUGAUUGACACGAAUGCCAGCAAAGACAUUGUCCGGAACACGAAAGCGGAUGCGUCGGAUCCAAAGCAAAUCGCGUCGCCAAUGCCCGGAAAUGUUCUGAAGUAUAAAGUGAAGGAAGGGCAGACGGUUCGGAAAAACGAUCCUGUCGUUAUCAUCACCGCCAUGAAAAUGGAAACUGUCGUGGUUUCACCUGUCGCAGGCACAGUGGGAGACUUUCUUGUGCGCGAAGGAGACCCGGUUCAGCAGGGUGACUUGCUAGUCCGCAUUCUGUAG
Toxoplasma gondii ME49 is the source of this 4501-nucleotide messenger RNA. Its product is annotated as pyruvate carboxylase. Gene Ontology annotation, molecular function: ATP binding; metal ion binding; pyruvate carboxylase activity. Bases 326 to 4501 code for a protein of 1391 amino acids. Gene Ontology annotation, cellular component: cytoplasm. The transcript is spliced from 16 exons. NCBI's taxonomy places the organism in Eukaryota, Apicomplexa, Conoidasida, Eucoccidiorida, Sarcocystidae. Gene Ontology annotation, biological process: pyruvate metabolic process; gluconeogenesis. The record is from RefSeq and is a predicted model, not a curated record.